GCCAGCGACCGACUCGUCCGUUAGAUACCCACCGGGCGGCCACCCACACGCACGCGGCGCCUCUUCUUUCAUAACACGCCACGGAACGGAAGCUUCCGCCUCCGAUUCCACCACCACCACCACCACCACCGCCGAGCACGAGGAGGGGGAAGGUUUGGGCCGGGCGGCGGCGGGGGUUGGAGAUCGAGGAGAGUCGCGUCGCGUAGCUGAUCCGAGCCGAGAGGUGCCCAGGAGGCGCGGUGAGAUGAGGCGGCCGCACGCGUGGUGCGACGGAUCUACUAGCCCGGCCGCCUUCCUCCUUGCCGCCGCGGCGAUCUGCGGCCAGUUCGCGACAGGACUAGCUGGUGAUACCCAAACAUCCAAGGAUGAUAAGAAAGCCCAGUCGAAAGGUCAUACUGGGCGGACAGUUUUGAUUGUCCUCCUAGGAAUUGGGGCAGUCGUCCUGUUGUCAUUUUUCCUUUUCAAGUAUUGGCAGAAGAAGAAAAGAGAGGAACAGCACGCACGUCUUCUAAAGCUGUUUGAAGAGGAUGAUGACAUUGAGGUUGAGCUUGGUCUUAGAGAUUGAAGGUCUUCAUUGUACAGCAAGAGUAUCUUGGCUGACAAGGUUUUCCUGGCUGGUCCUCACAGCAUUUUCAUGUUAUUGUAAAGAAUUUGUUGUAUUUAAACUCAACAGGCCUCCUUAGAAAGAUCUACUGUAUUUUAGUUUUUGGUGAGUGGCAUCCACGAUGAAUGAAAACAUGGGCUUUAGCUUUGAGGAUGAAAUGUGGAGGUCUGGAAAACAUUAUUUUCUGUUUUUAAAAAGGAAUUGAGAAUAUAAAACAUUGCUACAGCAGAAACCGACUCAAUGAUUGUUCUUCUAUGACA
Molecule: messenger RNA, 864 nt
Organism: Oryza sativa Japonica Group (Japanese rice)
Lineage: Eukaryota; Viridiplantae; Streptophyta; Magnoliopsida; Poales; Poaceae
Source: RefSeq, a predicted model, not a curated record